GUUUUGCUCUCCUUGCAGUGGCUGGAUUGCAGCGAUUUCCUUCUUCGGGACCAACGUGGGCUCAGCUGUGGUGAUGCUCAUCCCCACGGUGCUGUUCACGGGGAUGGCUGUCUUCUCCUUCAUCGCCCUCACUAUGGUGCAUAAGUUCUACCGGGGGAGCGGCGGGAGCUUCAGCAAAGCCCAGGAGGAGUGGACCACGGGGGCAUGGAAGAACCCCCAUGUGCAGCAGGCAGCGCAGAACGCGGCCAUGGGCACAGCGCAGGGGGCCAUGAUGCAGCACGAGACGCAGUACUCGGCCACCCCCAACUACACCUACUCCAACGAGAUGUGAGCAGCAGGACUCUGUCCUCACGCACCAGAUCUUAGGGGGGAAAAGGAGGAGGAGGAGGAAGGCUGAGCCGGAUUUCUGCAGCUAUUCCAGAAAGCUGGAGUGUACCAUAACGGUUCUUCUUUCCCUAUUCUUUGUAACGAGAUCAUUUGGGAUUUGUUUUCUUCUUCGUUUUCCUCCCCGUUACUGUCUUGAGCUUUUCUUUUCUCCUUUCUCUUUCGUUUCGAAGAGGCUGUGAAUUGACCUGCAGGGCUCUUCGUGUGUGUGUGUGUGGUAGUUACAUGUAUGUUCACGUGUCUUCUUUUUCCCUGUGAACUAGUGUGUGGUGGUGGUUUUUAAUUACUGUGGUGAUAGGUGUAUGUUAGAACUCCAUCAGCCAAAAGCCCCCACUCCCAAAAGGGAAAGAUACAAAUAGCAACCAGCACCCAUUUUCCCUCUUGGAAUAAGCCGUGAGCCACAGGUUUCUGAUGUGUGUGUGUGUUUUCUCUUUGAGUUGGUAUCCAGCCACUCACCGCUGUCUCAGCAAGGACAAGCCAUCCCAGGAAUUCACCUUUUUCCCUUGCUUUUUAACCAGGAGGUGGCUGGCUGGGUUAGUAUUAACAAAGAAAAAGAGGGGAUAAGGCAAAAAAGAACCUUUCAAUCCUGAUGGAAGCCAAGAGAUUCCUACCCUACACCCUGGCUCAGGAUCUACGACUUCUCGCAGCGUGUAACUGAGUAGUUUCCAUGCAGUAUCUGUGUGUGUCCAUGGGCAGGAGCCCCAUGUGCUGCGUGUGUGUGUGUGCAUGUGCUGGGGAGCGAGGACAGGUUUUUCCUUGUGGGAUACCACCUUUCCAUCCCGGAUUCUGCAUCCUGAGGCUCUUCUGUCAAGGCUUCUUGAAAAGCAGCUAUAGAAUUGGUGGUGUUCCUCAGAGGAGCUGUUCUUGGGGGAGGCUCUGGGUCACACCAAGCACAUCCAACCUGUGCACUGUGUAAAUAGCGAGGGCAGGAUUUGUCCCUGUUAGCUUUUCAGGUGUGCAGGAAUUUAAGGCUCUUUAGGAAACCUCCAGGCUCCUGGAGAAGGAUUCCUGCUCACUUGAGCUCCUAACAAGCGGCCGUGUAUUUUCUUGGUGUGGAAAUCCCUGCUCCUGUCAGCCCCGAAUCCAUGCCCAGGUAGGGGUCAGUUUGGGCUUUAAAUAAUGAUGUGGCACCUUAGCAGAGGCAGCUGAGCUCAGCCCAGCACCUCCUGGGCUGUAAAUGGGAGCUGAUGGAUGCUGCAGGGCAGGAGCAGGGAAAGCUCCUUCUCAGAGAUGCUUUUCAGACUCUAAAUGCACUUUAAAUAAGCCAAAUUUCUCCCCAAGUCCUAGAAAAGCAGCCCGAACUGAAUCCCAAGCCUAGUUUCCUUUCUAAGGGUGGCACUUGAGUCAUUCUGCAGUAGACUGUCGUCUCCUGGUAAGACUAAACUGCAGCUAACAAUAAAAUGCCUGUCCGUGUGUGUGUACGUGUGUAUAUAUGUGCAAAACCUAAGGAGAAAAGUAAUCCUUUGCUGAGCCUAUUAUGUACUUAAUCAGGUUUAAAUAUUGUGCAAUUCAUUUCUAGCUAGCCGAAAAGUUACUCUGCCAAACCCCGUUGCUCUGUCAUCCAUGUCUGAGAAGUGAUGCAAUGGAAGUGACUUCACCUUUUGCAUUGAUGAUAACUGUACCAAGCUGUAACUAACAGACAUUGCUUCAGCACCUAACCCUCCUCUGCGCUGUGUCUCCUCAACCUGCGACCACCGCGGCUGCAGCCCCCUGCCCUGCCGUGGGGCUGGGCAGGACACCAGGCACCCACCACCCUUAUCCUUCACCUGGGUUGUGGGGAGAGCUGAGGUGUGGGUGCUCCAGAUGCGGGGUUUCACUGAGGUCUCCCCAUUGCUUUGUGCAGAGCCCUCUCUCUGCCUCCUGCCGCCGCCUUGGGGCUUAUUUGCAGCUGAGAAACGCUGCUUUGAAGCUGGGGUUGGGAAGGGCUGGGGACCCGCUGCCCCAGAGCCCGCUCCUGCUGUAGGCAAGCAACCAGCAGCCCUUGAACGUGCCUCCCGCAGGGGAGGGCUCCCAUCAGGGCGCUGCGGGUACCGGGAGCAGCUCAUGGCCCCGUGUCCCCGCACACCACGACCUUCCCCAUGCCCUCCGCCGCCUCUAGCCCUCCCCGCGGGCUACGCUCCCCCUCACGCAGCCCCUGCGGAGCGGGGGUUACCGGGCUGCUCCGGGGCCGCCGGCAGGGCCUAACGGGCCGGCCCGCUGCGGCGGGGAGAGCCCCGGGACCGGGACCGGGCCCCGCCGCCGCGACACCGCCUCAGCGCCGCCCCUUCCCGCCUCCCAGCGCGCCCUGCGCCUUCCGCGCCCGCGUUGCCAGGCGGCGGCGGGGCCUUGCGCUGCUGCCGGGCCGUACCUGGUGUCUGCCCGCGGUUUGUCGUCCCCCCCCCCACGGCGCCCCUCGGGUCCGGCCCCUGCCCCAGCCGCCUUUCGGGGCUGUUAAGCGGCUGAUAACGUACCUCUGAUGGCUCCGUAGCCGAGCCCCGGGGCUGUGCUUGGGCGGGAGGCGAGCGCGGCGCAGCCUGCCGCGCUCUGGCGUUAUCACUAAUAGCCCUUAUGGGAGGCUGCCUAUUCAUAAAUUACAUCUUAUUCCCCGGGUUUUAAGGUUUGGGUGCGCUAAUGGUCAUUCACUAAUCCCAAGGGAAGCGGCUGUUCUCGCUGUGACGGUGUUAACUUGGCUUUAAUCAGCUAUAGGUGAACGCAUGGAGCAGCGCCGGAGCGGCCCCGCUGAUGCUCUCGCUGCGCUUCCUCGCCUCUAGUUGCUCCUGCUCAUCAGUGCCUGGGAGCUCGAGCUGAAGCCCUGCUCUUAUCCCGAGUUUGAUGGGAGCAUGGAGCCCUCCUCAUCACCGGACCCAGGGAUUCCUGCAGGGAAUUGCUCCUCCAUGCCACAGAGAAACUACCAUGUCCUGGUAGGUGUGACUGGGAGUGUGGCUGCCCUCAAGCUGCCCCUCCUCGUCGCCGAGUUGCUGAAGAUCACUGGGCUCGAAGUGAAGGUGGUGACUACUGAGAGAGCAAAGCAUUUCUACAAUGCCCAGGAGAUUCCUGUCCCCCUCUACAGUGAUGAAGAUGAAUGGCAGCUGUGGCAGGGGCGCUCGGACCCCGUGCUGCACAUCGAGCUCAGGCGUUGGGCUGACCUGAUGCUGGUGGCCCCUCUGGAUGCCAACACGCUGGCAAAGCUCGCCAAUGGCAUCUGUGACAACCUGCUGACUUGUGUGAUCCGUGCCUGGGAUCUGAGCAAACCUCUGUUCUUCUGCCCAGCCAUGAACACAGCCAUGUGGGAACAUCCCCUCACGGCUCAGCACGUGGAGCAGCUGAAAGGCUUUGGCUACACAGAGAUCCCCUGCGUGGUGAAGAAACUAGUGUGUGGGGAUGAAGGUCGAGGUGCCAUGGCAGAGGUGUGGACCAUUGUGGAGAGCGUGAAGAGGAUCCUGGAAGAAUGGGGCUUGCCAGCACAGAGCUGAUGUUUGGCACAUACAUUGUGUUUGGUGCCUCCCUGAUGAUUUGAAGAUAAAACCAAGUGCUCUUCAACCGAAGGAGUGAAACAGUUGCUUCCAGCUGGUGCCAGCCUCAAAUGCGGUUCAGUGCUUUAGACUCUCCGAAACCAAAGCCAAGGAUAUGCUGCUUUAGUGGGGGACAGCCCUGUGGUAUCUCACAGAGAGGGAGCGACAUUCUUGCCAGGCCACUCACCUGGUAUUUCCCGUUUCCUAUCUGAGGAGGCUGCAGGAGGAAUUGCUGAUGUAUUUCAGUGGUUCCCCCAAGAGCUGCUGUGCAAGCCCUGGCCAUGGGGAUAACGCUGGCCCCUGCAUGGGGACAUCCCUGCUCUCCAAAGCCUGGGCUCUAGCUGUGCUGGCUGCACCUUUCCAGCAGGAGUCACUGUCCAAAAAGCAUUUCAUCGACUUGUAGAAUCACAGAAUGGUUUGGGUUGGGAAGGGCCUUAACAUCAUCCAGUUCCAACCCCCUUCUUGGAACUUAAUAAAAGAGAGCUUUUCACUCUGC
Molecule: messenger RNA, 4371 nt
Organism: Strigops habroptila (Kakapo)
Lineage: Eukaryota; Metazoa; Chordata; Aves; Psittaciformes; Psittacidae
Gene: PPCDC
Product: phosphopantothenoylcysteine decarboxylase
Exons: 7
Coding region: 3204-3836 (210 amino acids)
Biological process (GO): coenzyme A biosynthetic process
Cellular component (GO): phosphopantothenoylcysteine decarboxylase complex
Molecular function (GO): phosphopantothenoylcysteine decarboxylase activity; FMN binding
Source: RefSeq, a predicted model, not a curated record